AUGGGAGAUUUUAAUGUUCACCAUUAUGCGUGGGGUUGCUCAUAUAGUGAUAGAUAUGGUAAUGAACUAUUGGAAUCAAUUGAAGAAAACAAUUUAUAUUUAGUGAACAAUGGAAGUCCGACUCUGGUAUUCAAAAAUACAAAAACGGUGGUUGAUAUAACUUUAUGUUCAUCAGAAAUAAUAAAUAAGAUAAAGUGGGAAGUGCAAAAGGAGUCACUGGGAUCUGAUCAUUUUCCAAUCCAUGUUGAACUUAAUGUGAAAAAUGACAAAUAUAUAAAUACAUCAGUAAGAAAAUGGAAUUGUAAACGAGCAGACUGGGAUAAAUAUAAAUCCGUUAUAGAAGAAAAAUGCGAAAAGAUAGAUAAUUCUACAACAGAAGUUAGUUAUAGUGAAUUAUUAGAUUGGAUUGAUAGUGCAGCUAACAGCAGUAUACAAAUUAAUAAGGUGAGAAAUAAAACCAGAAGACCAAUGUGGUUUGAUAAUGAGUGCUUGGAUUUAAUUAAAAAACGAAGAGAAAUAGAAGCAAAAUACAGAAAUAAUGCAAACUGGGAAAACUUUAUGGAAUAUGUUCUAGUAGACAAAAUAGCACCACCAGGAGUUAGUUACAAUAUUGAUGAAGAUUUAAAUGGGUAUGCGGAAAUGGAAAAUGAUUUAUUAAGUAAACCGUUUACAAAAUGGGAACUAGAAAAAACCUGGAAUAAAAGAACGGAUACAGCGCCUGGAUUAAAUAAUAUUCAAUAUUCAAUGUUAAGAAACCUUCCAGAGAAAGGUAAACAAAUAUUACUAAAGAUAAUUAAUAAAUAUUGGAAGAGGCCUGAAUUAAUUGAUGACUGGCAUAUUAAUAAAGUGAUUUUAUUAAGAAAACCAAAUAUAAAUAGAAAUGAAAUAGAUGCCUAUAGACCAAUAACUUUAAGCUCGUGCAUAGCCAAGAUAAAAGAUAGAUUGAUAAAGAGGAGGCUAGAAUGGUGGUUGGAACAUAAUAAAAUAUUCCCAAGAACUCAAUUUGGUUUCAGAAGAAAACAUAGUACAAUGGAUAAUUUAAGUAUAUUUAUUAGUGACAUAUAUUUGGCAUUUUCUAAAAAUACAUAUGUUGUAGCACUAUUUAGUGAUAUAAAGGGAGCUUAUGACAAUGUAAUACCUAAUAUUUUAAUGGAUAAAUUAUUAAAAAAAAUAGUUUUAGAGAUGAAUGAUAGAAAAUAUGAAAGAUACUUAUACAAAGGACUUCCGCAAGGGGGUAUACUGAGUCCUUUAUUAUAUGCUUUAUAUGCUUAUGACUUAAAAAAAAUUUGGGUACCUGGAACAAAGAUCUUACAAUAUGCUGAUGAUGUUGUGAUUUAUGUAGAAAGGAAAACAUUAAAAGAUGCUUUGGAGAUUAUGACAAACAAUAUUGAUUUAUACAAUUUAUGGUUGAGCAAAAAUGGUUUAACAUUAUCAGAAGAAAAAAGUACGAUUGAACUAAUAGCUAUUCGUGAAGCUGUUAGAAUAGCUAAAAUGAAUAAGUAUAAAAAAACUAUGAUUUUAACAGAUAGUUUAAGUUGUGUAAAUAAAUUAGAGAAGUUCAUGAAUACAAUAGAAUUUGAAGAAAAAAUAUAUUUUGAAAUAUUGAAUGAUAUAGAGAUAAUUACAGGGAUUGGAAAUAACAUAAAUAUUGGAUGGGUACAAGGUCAUAUAGGUGUGGAAGGAAACGAAAAGGCUGAUGAACUGGCAAAAAUAGCAAGUAGGAGAGAUGGAAAGAAGUAUGGAGAGAAACAUCGCAAAGAAAAGGAAGGCAUUACAAAUUAUAUAAUGACUGUUUAUCGUUUAAACCAUGGUUUGAAGAGUUUAAAAAUGAAGAAAGAAGUUUUAUUGUCACCAUCAGUAGGAUAA
Ctenocephalides felis (cat flea) is the source of this 1866-nucleotide messenger RNA. RefSeq lists its product as uncharacterized. NCBI's taxonomy places the organism in Eukaryota, Metazoa, Arthropoda, Insecta, Siphonaptera, Pulicidae. The transcript has 5 exons. The coding region runs from base 1 to 1866 and encodes 621 amino acids. The record is from RefSeq and is a predicted model, not a curated record. Gene Ontology annotation, molecular function: RNA-DNA hybrid ribonuclease activity; nucleic acid binding.